GCUGCCAUGCAAACCCACUUCCUCCUCCUAAACCUUAUGAAUUCUUCAUGAACCCUCAGGAAGUGACUUCAUAAGCCAUGCAGCCUGAAUCAAAAUAACCAAUCACACCUGUGAAGAGAAAAUCAUGUUCCGUUCUGCAUGACAGAUGUUUUACUCCGGUCUUUGAGAGGGCUGAUCUUAUUUGUGUGCAUGUAUGCCAUUCAUCUGCAGAGUCAUUGGAGAAGUUGCUGCAUUCAAUUCAUUGUGCACGAUUUAACACGGUUUCUCUUGUUCAUACUUCAGCACCGGGAUAUUUUGGGUCAUAUGUUGGCAGAAGGAAGCCCCUCCUGAGGGUGUAACCUGAAGCCGCUGUUGUAUCACUGAGUUGCGGCAGCAGUCCUCUGUUUUCUCGCGCGCUCUCCGUGGUGUUUUCAUCUCGCCUUAAAAUGUCGCAAUGCUUGCGGAUAAGAAUAUGAAUGGCUAUCUUGGAAGUAUUGGAUUCAUGAUUGCUCAAGCUUCCUGGUUCGCGUGCAAAACAGCUGUUUGACGCCGUCUGCGGAGCGCGAGCUCUCAGGACGCGACGCGAAGGGGUUUGUUUCGCAAGCAGCUCCUUUUUUGGACGCGUCUUCCGCCCGAAGUCUCUCCGUGGCUGACCGUGCGUGGAGCGCAUCAUGUGGCGGGCGCGGUGCCAGGACAGCGUGGUCGAUCCCGAACGCGAGCGGCUCUGAGCCGAGCUCUUCGCGCAGCUGGAUCUGAACCAGGACGGACGGAUCGAUGUGAACGAGCUGCGCAUCGGACUCGCCGCGCGGGGGAUGUCGUGGAGCUCGGUGGAGGAGCAGAUUGUACGAGCUGGAGAUGCUAAUCACGACGGCCAGCUGGAUUUUGAAGAGUUCGUCGAGUAUCUGCGUUCACAUGAGAAACGCCUCAGACUCAUGUUUCGCAGCUUGGACCGAAACAAUGACGGUGAACUGGACGUCGCGGAGAUCCAGCAAUCGUUACACAAUCUCGGUGUGGACGUCACGCUGGAGCAGGCCGCCAAAAUCCUGCAAAGUAUGGAUAAAGACCAUUCCAUGACCAUCGACUGGUUCGAGUGGCGAGAUCACUUCCUGUUUAACCCUCUGCACAACAUGGAAGAAAUCGCUCAGUACUGGAAACACUCGGUGAUGUUGGACAUCGGAGAGCAUCUGACAGUCCCAGACGAGUUCUCGGAGAAGGAGAAGCAGUCAGGGUUCGUGUGGCGGCAACUGAUGGCAGGAGCCGUGGCGGGAUCGGUGUCCAGGACAGGAACCGCGCCGCUCGACAGACUCAAGGUCUUUCUGCAGGUGCAUGGCCAGAAGUCUGAUAAGGGGAACGUGUGGCGCGGUCUGCGUGCGAUGGUGAAGGAGGGCGGCCUCACUGCGCUGUGGAGGGGGAACGGCAUCAACGUGUUGAAGAUCGCACCGGAGACAGCCAUCAAAUUCCUGGCCUAUGAACAGAUUAAACGCUUGAUGAGAGGCAGUAAAGAGGGAGGAACUCUGAAAGUUCAGGAGAGAUUCGUCGCCGGAUCACUGGCUGGAGCUAUGGCUCAAACGGUCAUAUACCCUAUAGAGUACAAUUGA
Molecule: messenger RNA, 1577 nt
Organism: Sinocyclocheilus anshuiensis
Lineage: Eukaryota; Metazoa; Chordata; Actinopteri; Cypriniformes; Cyprinidae
Product: calcium-binding mitochondrial carrier protein SCaMC-3-like
Exons: 8
Coding region: 792-1577 (261 amino acids)
Biological process (GO): transmembrane transport
Molecular function (GO): calcium ion binding
Source: RefSeq, a predicted model, not a curated record